Messenger RNA from Dovyalis caffra, 1653 nucleotides. The record is from the annotation of a GenBank genome assembly. Lineage: Eukaryota; Viridiplantae; Streptophyta; Magnoliopsida; Malpighiales; Salicaceae.
AUGGGCUAUAAGAUUAGAAUGUAUCAGAAACGUGCUUUUGCUGAUGAUAAUUCGUAUGAGGUUGCUUUUAAGCAUCCCAGGCAAAUGGAGCACACUGAUCAGCUUGCUCCUAUUUUUCCACUUGACAAUGUUCACCAGAAACAUCUUGUUUCAGGUGAGGACAGUUUUAGAGUGUGUCAAGAUGUAGGGAUGUCUACAAGUCACUUGGUCACUGAAUGUUCAAAUGGGACCAGCAAGGACUUUGAAACUGGUGAUAGUGGUUGUUUUCCCCACUUUUUGUGGAUCAGCAAUGGGAUUCUUGAAGCAGAUAAUUUAUCAUUCUUCCCUGAAUAUUUUGACCAUGGACACCAGCUCAGGGCUUUACUUGAGCCUGAAGAGGUCUGCUCAUCUCUUGAUUACCCUUUUCAGAAGCCAGUUUCAGUUGGACCAGAGCAUCAAGCUUAUGUUCCAGAGUGGGACUCACAGGCGUCAAGCACCUCCCUGAACCAGCUAGAUGAGUCUAACCUUCAAGUUGCACUUGCACAUUCAUCUAGCCCAGGUGUUAUGAUUGAUGGUGGUUAUGAGGAGAAUCUGAUGGGCACUUGUGUCCUUUCCAUGCCUGAACAGGAAGCAUCUGCAGAUUACUGUUAUGGAGCCACCAAAGGUGACUGUGGGUGCCCUGAUGCAGGCUCUAUCAGAUGUGUAAAACAACAUGUCUCAGAAGCUAGGCUGAAACUCAGGCAGAACCUUGGGGAGGAGAUAUUUGAGGGGUUGGGGUUCUGUGAUAUGGGAGAGGUGGUUGCAAAUAAAUGGACUGCUGAGGAAGAGAAAACCUUCCAUGAGGUUGUCUUAUCUAAUCCUGUAUCUUUAGGCAAGAACUUUUGGGAUAAUCUGUCAGUAACAUUCCCUUCCCGAACAAUAAUGGAGCUUGUCAGUUAUUAUUUCAAUGCAUUCAUGCUCCGGAAACGUGCUGAGCAGAACAGGUUUGACCCACUAAAUAUUGACAGUGAUGAUGACGAGUGGCAAAGAAUUGAGUGUGAAACGGUAGAGGAAGAUGAGGAUUCUGCUGUGGAAUCUCUGACUGGUCAAGAUUCCUCCAUUUAUUGUCAAGAGGACCAUCCAAAGAAGUGCAAUGAAUAUGUUGAGGAUGGGGAUGAAGUUGUUGCUUCAAAAGAAGGUGAUGAUGACAUGGUUCAUAGAGCUGCAACUGAUGAGGAGUACGAGGGAGAUGUAGAUGAUUUUUCCGGAGCACAAGUUGGGAUUUACCAUGGUGAAUGUGGUGGUGAUCCUGGAGCUAAAUAUUUCAGUGGAAUUGCUGGGAACAAUGCAGAUGAUUGCGAUAUUCAAAAUGAUUCAUGCACAUCGUAUGAGCAUCAUCAAGACAGCAUUGAUUGUUACGGUCCACUCGAUAUGGGAACUAAUGGGAGACACUCUACUGUUAUUCUAGUGGUAUAUCAAGAAAUUGAUGUUAUUACUUAUGGAAACUUGGAGAAGCUGAUGACUGGCAUCGGUUUUCAAGGGUCUGGUAGGUCAGAGUUUCCUGGACAGGCCUUUAAAGGUUCACGUGGCUCAGUUAAGGAAGAUUCCAAAUUGACAGUUACUGGUAAUACUACUGCAAAAUCCAGUUUUGGUUGCAAAGUUUUGAACAUGAAGGUGGAAGGCAUUUUGCAAUAA